AUGGAAGAAGUACAGAAAGAGUGUAAUGGCAAACUUGAAGAAGUACAAAAAGAGAUCAGUGAAUUUGAAAAGAACUUUGCCAAGCGACGAAUGAGUACCCCCAUACUUCACGCUGGUACAAAGUUCCGACAUGGCUUACUGCAGCUGAUGAUCCACUCCAUCGAUCCUCUCCAUGAAGGAAAAUUAGAUGAAAAGGCUUCCCAACUUCACGCAAUUGCUUCUCUCCGCGUUCUCCUCGAUGCUACCAGAACAAACAACAGUGAAUUACAAAAUGGCGCUAUCAUCGCGCAUGCAACAUCACCUACCGGGAAACAGUGCUUAACUUCUUCUUCGUGUUCAACUUGCAAAACUUCUGCUAACUGUAUAUGCAAUGGAGUCCAGUCUGUUUCCUUUGCAAAUGCUUCGGCAGAUAUCCACAAUCAUGCAACCACUCCAGAAACCCAAAUUUCGCCAUCUGGUGGAAAUAAUGAGAAUGAAACAUUUCAAACUGAUGCCGUCCAGACUAGCAAGAUCGAAAACAACGUGACUUCCUUAACUUUGACGUCUGGAAACUCAGUAAAUGAUAUAAAACAAAUGAAUCCUGACAUUGAAGAGAAGAAGGACAGCGUACCAUCUGACAACAAUAAACAGCAGAACAAAAUAAACAAAUCAAAUUCUUCAGCCAGUGCAUAUGAAAUUACGGCUGAUGUUGAGCAACCACCGUCCGCUAGUCCUCCUGCCGCCCCUACUGAGUUACAACAAACGAGUAAUCCAGAAAAAGAAGAAGAGACUGCAAGUCCACUUGAUAUCUCUUGGCCUGACACCUGGAGGAAGCGACUGAACUAUGUUCUUUUAGCACCAAUCAUCUUUCCUUUAUGGUUAACUUUACCUGAUGUUCGAAAAGAG
Molecule: messenger RNA, 885 nt
Organism: Limulus polyphemus (Atlantic horseshoe crab)
Lineage: Eukaryota; Metazoa; Arthropoda; Merostomata; Xiphosura; Limulidae
Product: sodium/potassium/calcium exchanger 1-like
Exons: 5
Biological process (GO): calcium ion transmembrane transport; intracellular calcium ion homeostasis
Molecular function (GO): calcium, potassium:sodium antiporter activity; calcium channel activity
Source: RefSeq, a predicted model, not a curated record